AUGCCCAUCGGUCGACGAUCGCAUACGAAAUCGAGGACGGGAUGUAUGGGCUGCAAGAAGCGUAGAAUUAAGUGCGACGAGGGAAAACCUGCGUGUACGCAAUGCCUCCAGCAUAGGAUUCAAUGUGAUUACAAGAAUCCACCAGUACCAAGCACCCGUUUACCAACCGCACAUACUAUCUCUGCUGUGUUAUCCCCAAAUGGACUUACAGCCGCGUCAACUCCUAUAUGUGCAACAGGGGCAUCUUCAAGUCUCCAAUCGCCUCUACAGGAUAUUGACACAACGGACUUCAGACUUCUCCAUAAUUUCACCACAUCAACCUGUCUCACUCUAUCUGACCAAAAGGAGCUACGAGACCUAUGGCAGCAACAGAUCCCUGAUCUCGCCUUCUCACACACUUUUCUUCUGCGAGUGAUUUUUGCCAUCUCCGCUUUGCACCUGUAUCGAAAAACAUCAGAUACGAAUUACCUGGCCUAUGCACUGCAGAAAUAUGAGGAGGCACUGAAAUCCUCGUCUUUGGUCCUUACCGCAAUUUCUCCGGCGAAUUGCCACGCACUUUACGCCUGUGCAGCCCUCGGGUUCCUCUUCGAAUUUGGCGCCCCGAGCGAGGAUCAAAAUAUCCUCUAUGAUGCUAAUGGAGCUUUAGCACCCUGGGUUAUACAUGUGCGAGGGGUGCGAAUAAUCAUGGCUUCAUCGUGGCAUGAUCUCGAAUCCGGGAUCCUGGGUCGUCUUUUUGGACAUAUAUUCGUUGAUCAAAGCGUGGAUAAUAUCGAGGACUGCCUUGGAAGAUUCGCAGAGCAUAUUGAGUCCACCGAAAUCGACACAGAAACUCUUUCUACAUAUCUAGACGCUGUUCAGGACCUCACAAAAUGGUCGAAAAUGGUGGAAGCUGGGUUUUUUGCCUGGAUGUGUCAAACUAGCGAUGACUUCGCGACCCUCUUGGCAGAAAAGCAGCCAUUCGCUCUUGUGAUUUUCGGCUAUUCGUGCGUUCUUCUGAAAUAUGGCGAGCCAAGGUAUUGGAUUGAGGGACGGGCCCAGCGUUUGCUGCGUGAAAUAUACGGAUACCUGCAACCCCAUCUUAGGGUAUGGUUGGAAUGGCCGUUAGCAAUAGUAGGCUGA
Penicillium salamii is the source of this 1119-nucleotide messenger RNA. The record is from the annotation of a GenBank genome assembly. NCBI's taxonomy places the organism in Eukaryota, Fungi, Ascomycota, Eurotiomycetes, Eurotiales, Aspergillaceae.